Messenger RNA from Cladophialophora carrionii CBS 160.54, 1767 nucleotides. RefSeq lists its product as uncharacterized. The record is from RefSeq and is a predicted model, not a curated record. The transcript has a single exon. NCBI's taxonomy places the organism in Eukaryota, Fungi, Ascomycota, Eurotiomycetes, Chaetothyriales, Herpotrichiellaceae. The coding region runs from base 1 to 1767 and encodes 588 amino acids.
AUGGCGGCCCCACCAACUGAUCCGAACGGCUCGAGCGAGACCAAUGGCUAUUGGGGCCAUGUCGAUGAGCUCCGUCAGCACACUCACGAUACUUUCAUUAUGCAUCCUGCUGUACCUCCUCUAAGCUUCCAGGCUACGUGCCACCGCACCAAUGAUCGCGCAGAUUUAACCACCUCCAAUCAAGCCAACAAUCUUUCUCCCCAGGCACCAUUCAUGCCGUCCGCCGACCCUGGUCCAGGGCCUCGUCGUGAAUUGUUUCCGGAUAUCUUGCCUCAAGGUCACACGCCGCCUCCGUCUAUCAAAGAUAGUAUCCCUAACUUGAGAGGUGGGAUGCCCGAUUUCCCCAAAGGUGCCAAACCCGGGCCUGAAGAUGCACAAACCGAUAACGACCACGAUUUCGAAUAUUCGACACCUUCGUCUAACGUGGAUCAAGCCCCACGUUCUGUGAGCACUGCGGAGCACGCCGACUCUGCUACGAUUAUGGUCACGGGUCAGGUUCACACACCUGGCGCAACGGGGAGUGCGACAAUCGCAGCCACGAAAAGGAAUGGGUCUCGCAGAAACAAACAAUAUACUCUUCCUGAUGGUUCAGUCGUGUCAGGGAAAGGGCUCGGUCGGGGGAGGCCUGGGAUCAAGCGUGGACCAAGAAAGUCGCAGGUUGGGGAUCAGCCAUCGCCACAGGUAAUGUCCGUCGACGGCGCUGAUGCGUCCUCCCCCGGUCGAGGACCUGAGAGCAAGGAGCGUAAAAGUCCUGGUUCUGAUUUCUCUCUCCGGUGGGCCUCGUCACCAGAACCGGCUGCAUUGGAUUCCGAAGAGAGCUCGGAGGAAUAUAAUCCUACCCUACAUACACGAUCUGGAAGGCAGACACAGAAACCAACUCCCCUCACCAAGACUAUUGCUGCGAGCGCGAGCGCAAGCGCAAGCCCGUCUGGCAAAGCUUCGCGCAAUACGCCAAACGUGAAUGGCAGCUCAACCUCGACUCCCUCCAUCAAGACUCACCCGAAAAUCAAACGAAGGAUCUACCGUGGUCGCGAGCAGUUUGCACUGUGCGAACAUUGCCUGCGCGGACAUGGCCCACCAGGGAAUGUUAUUGUGUUCUGCGAUGCAUGCAACAAAUGCUGGCACCAGCGUUGUCACGAACCUCAAAUCUCGAAACAGACGGUUGCAGACACGAAAGCAGAAUGGUACUGUUCCGAAUGCGAUCGGAUCCUGCAUGGCAAAAAGAAGGAGAAGAAGUCAACUGCAAAGAUUAGCGCUCAGCCUGUGGUCGUUGCACCACCAGCCGUUCAGCAAGCGCCCACAUAUGCCGGACCGCUUGUAGGAGGACGCUUUCUAGCCCCCGAGCAGAAGCUUGCAUAUCUCAAAACGCUGUCCAAAGAGGACCUGGUUCUACGUCUGCUGCACGCUUCCGACCUCGCACCUGAUCUGCCCAUCUUUCAAACACUCGUGCCACCCGCGCCUCCUCCGGUGGUCAUGCCUCAGGCUCAAUUUACUUCCACGUAUGUCACGCCGGUGUCCAAAGUGCCAUCGUUUAGGAACAAGGAUGGUGGGGAGGGUGACGAGGUGGAUGAAGGUUACGACGGAUACUAUGAUGAGCAUGCAGCGCUGUAUCCGAAGCCCGGGCAUGGAUUGCAGCUUCCGCCGGAAAGCGAGGAUUUACAUAUGCUGCUGGAGGGCAAGGAGAGUAAAACAUUCAGCCAUUGGCAGAGGUCGACACCGGGCCCAUUAUUCAGUGGUUCGGGCAAUAUUUUUUCGGCAGCGCAUUGA